Molecule: messenger RNA, 945 nt
Organism: Drosophila willistoni
Lineage: Eukaryota; Metazoa; Arthropoda; Insecta; Diptera; Drosophilidae
Product: serine protease 3
Exons: 1
Coding region: 16-810 (264 amino acids)
Biological process (GO): proteolysis
Molecular function (GO): serine-type endopeptidase activity
Source: RefSeq, a predicted model, not a curated record
ACGGCAAUUGAAACGAUGGCAAGUAUUCUAUUCUGUUUCCUGGGAAGUCUUCUCCUCCUUCAAACACUUGAAGUGCGUUCAAAGUCAAUGGAAAGGAUCGUCAAUGGUCAGCAGGCCGGAGAAGGACAAUUUCCAUAUAUUGUCGCCCUGUCAAUCCAACGAAAGGUCAAAUUCAACUAUUGUGGCGGCAGUAUAAUAGCGAAUGAUUGGAUUCUAACUGCAGCACAUUGCACCCAAAAUGCACAACGUGUUAUAAUCUACUAUGGAUCAAUUGAAAAAUCUAAGGCCCAAGUUGUAGUUGAAGUCCAAGCAAGAAGCAUCAUUCAACAUCCUAAAUAUGACAGAACAGAUUUAACGAAUGAUAUCUCAUUGAUACACAGUAAAUGGAUAGAUUUCAAUGAUCGCAUUCAAAGGAUUGCCCUGCCCAGGCCUGAACAGUUUGGUGAAUCAUUCGAAGGUCAAUGGUCACAAGCCGCUGGCUGGGGUUCGACUUCUGAUUACAAUUUACUUGCAAUUCCUAAACUAUUGCAGUGGACGAACCUAGAAAUUACUCCCAAGUCUUUGUGCGAAGUGGCGUAUUCAGAUGUGGCAAAUAUCACAGAGAAUGUGCUGUGCGCGGGCUCACCAUAUCAACAAUCCGUUUGCGCUGGCGAUUCUGGAGGACCUCUUGUCCUUAUUAAAGAAAAUAUACUUGUAGGUGUGUCUUCAGCUGUGCACCCACUGGGCUGUAGGCUAGGUUUUCCAGCUAUUUUUACCAAUGUUUCUAAAUACUUAGAUUGGAUACGUGAGACUACCAAUUUGACUAUUUAAAAAAUAUUUACAAUUCGAUUUUUUGACUAUUUUGCAAUACGAUUUGAAGAUCAACUAUAAAUAAAAUGCAAGACGGUAUAAAGACUGUUAAAUUAUCUAAAUAAAAUUUUAUAUAUUAUUUGUCUCGAUAUUAAA